Messenger RNA from Symbiodinium sp. CCMP2456, 762 nucleotides. NCBI's taxonomy places the organism in Eukaryota, Dinophyceae, Suessiales, Symbiodiniaceae. The record is from the annotation of a GenBank genome assembly.
AUGAGCCAGUGGAACUGGUGUGCAGAGAAUUGCAAAUCUUCAAACGGAGUAGGUGCUGCUGUUCGCUUGACGAUCGAGAUGAUCAACCAGGUAGUCUUGGAGGCCGACUCCGACGACCCCGACUCAGGCGACUCCUCGACAAAUUCGUCAAGGAGUCUCCCUGACUGCACAGGUGGCUCUUGCGAGAACGGUGCUGUUGAGGAUCUGGGUGGUGUGUUCCUGUCCGUGCUCAACACCUAUAUGAUCCAACAACAAGACGGCACCAUCACGCAACUCACAUUGCCCAAAAACCCGACGCUUGCAAUCGAUCCGCCUCCAAGCACACAGGGAGCCACCCAGCGCACAACAACAUUGGUGCUGGAGAUCCCACGUGCCAACUUCACAUCGGAUUCUGUGCUCAUCUAUGAUCCUCUCCUAAGCUAUUCCAGCAUCAAUGAUGACAGCAGUUUAGAUGUGGAUGACGCAGAUGCUUCCACCAGCACGGAUGACAUCACCACCAGCCAAGAUGGCACUGGAGAUGACUCAGAUGACCCCACAAGCAGCACAGCCGGCGGAAAUGGAACCAGCGCGACCACCAGCGAUGUCUCCGAUGAUUCAGAUGAGACCACGACCAGCCAUGAUGGCACCACCGUCAGUGGAUCCAAUGCAGGCGGAGAGAGUCCCCAAUCCGUCAGCAGCGGCAACAAGGCCUAUCAGGUCUACCAUAGCUUCUGCAUUCUAAUGCUGGGGGCAUACAGUACCCGUAGCCUUGUGAGGAUCUAG